Venustampulla echinocandica is the source of this 1260-nucleotide messenger RNA. RefSeq lists its product as uncharacterized. The record is from RefSeq and is a predicted model, not a curated record. Bases 1 to 1260 code for a protein of 419 amino acids. The transcript has a single exon. NCBI's taxonomy places the organism in Eukaryota, Fungi, Ascomycota, Leotiomycetes, Helotiales, Pleuroascaceae.
AUGGGGAAGAAUGGUAGGUUUGGAAAAGAUUAUGGCAGGGUCGUCGGCAAAGACAACGACUCACGGCCAGGGUGGAAAGGCCCGGCAUUCGUCAAGAAGGCAGAACCAUCCAAGUCCAAGGCAAAAUCUUCAAAGACGUCUGAAGGGAAAGAUUCUUCAAAAGAUCUUCCCUCAGAACCAGAGAUCUUGAUCCCUCUCGAGCUACAGCAGCUUCUUCUUAACAUAUUCCGAGAUUCCUUUUCUACCGUCUUAACAUCAGACACACUGCUGCCUCUGCUACAAGAUGUCAAGGCUGCACUGUUUGAUAGAGAUUUCACCCGGGCUUUUGGGAACAGCGAAUAUCUAGAGGCUUAUGCUGCUCGUUGGAGUCCAAGCAGAGCCCUCUGUUACCAGACCAUUCUAGUCGAUGUUCAAAAACACAUUUCUGAGAUCAUCCGCGGCCGAAGCGAUAUCGAGCCAAGCGGAGACCACCAGCAAAGCGUUAAUGGGGAUGUUCCCAGAUCCCAGCUAGAUGCUGUCAGCUUUGGAGGUAGUGCGGCAGAAGUUAUUGCAUUUGGUGGUUUCCUCCGAUACUUGCAGAACGGCUCGACCCCGCCAAAAGCUGAUGGCAUCACGAAUGGAGAUUUAAAAGAUCAAUCAAGUCCAGACAAUUCACUCAACGUCAAUUUACUGCUCCUCGACUGCGCUGGCUGGGAAGAUGUAGUGAGAAAACUACACAACGGUCUCGUCACCCCUCCGCCAUUAUCAAAAUAUGCAAGCGCAUCAGCAAAAGCCGCAAAUUCAUCACUCAUUACUGAUGAACAUAUCACCUCGAACUUCCGCUUAGACGACAUGCUGAGCUUAACCCGAGAUCAAUUGGAUGGUCUCGUUGGCGCCCGGCCGAUGCUUCUUACCCUCCUUUUCACGUUGAAUGAGCUGUACACGGCAUCAAUUAGCAAAACCACAGCGUUCCUCUUGAAUCUAACCAUGACUACGAAGCCAGGAUCCUUGUUGCUGGUUGUCGAUAGUCCGGGAAGCUACUCGGAGACUCGCAUUGGGACGGAGGAAAAGAAAUACCCUAUGAAAUGGCUGCUCGACCACGUUUUGCUUGAGAGUCAGAGGAUCAUGGAGCCACGGGAUGGCAAGCGGCAAGAAGCUCCCCCUGACUGGGUGAAGGUGGUAUCUGAGGAUUCUAAGUGGUUUCGCAUGCCUGAGGGAUUCCGGUACCCAAUACCACUGGAAAACAUGCGUUAUCAGAUACAUCUAUAUCGACGGGUUUGA